CUGCACUGCACCAUUGAAAGACAUUACAAACACAACAAUCUUUUUAUCUAUCGAAGACACAGAAGUGCAUCGUGCAUUGGAUUUAUCCCACACGAAUAGAUGGCAUGAACGGCCAUGCCGCCGGAACAUCUGCAUAUUCUCCAAAAUACGGCGAACCACAAACCUUUAACAUGCUUGAGGCGUCGAUGGUCAAAACGAUUCCAGUAGGAUCCCCUGCUCCUGUGGCAAGGGAUCCUACAGCUAGRMAGUAUCGAGUGGAAUCCGAGCCCCACGCCAAACCGCACGCGAAACCCUUGCUUUCGAAUGGUGUUGGCAAYAUCAACGGAAGUCGAAGUGGUAUUUACAGAAAGGAUCGAGAGACGACCCCGAUAGGAGCGACAGCAGCAACGAAACAGAUCCCAACAGGUUUUUACUAUCCAGAAAGACCCUCCCGAGAAACAGUCCUUCAACGAGUCUCCGAAGCACUUCUUCGAAGAUCUCUACGCAAAAUCGAUUUGUCCCAGCGAAGUUUGCAGGCCUCGGAUGCCAAGCUGGUGAAGAUGGCACUUGCACAAAAUGCCAAUCUAACCGAGCUGAAGCUUGGAUACAAUAGUCUCGGAGAUUCAGGGGUAAAAACACUGGCUGCCGGAAUUGUUGCACACAAAUCACUUAAUCUACUGGAUCUAGGAUUCAACAAUAUCGGAGAUGAGGGGAUACGUGCACUGGCGCACUGUAUGCAAGAAGCUUCGGAAGAGCAACACAAACGAUGGAAAGACCAUCCCAACCUCUGCAAUGGUAGUUCAAAGAAAAACAACACGGUCGGCAACAACUAUUAUGGUGGGGGUAGCACUCUUCAUACACUGUACUUGGCAGGAAAUCUUAUCGGCGAAGAUGGUGCUAUGGCAAUAGCUGAUUUUUUGAGGAGGGGGAGUCGGUUACGAAAGCUCUUUUUGACUGGUAAUCGAAUAGGGGGAGAGGGAGUCAAGGCCAUUACAAAUGCAAUCGUAGAGCAGCAAAAAGAAAUGGCCGAGCCCAGCGCCGCUGCUGUUUUCUCGAGCGAGAAAUUGGCCGUGGAAACCAUUGAAGGCGGUAUACAAGAAGAGAACGAGAUGUAUACGAAACAAACUAGAAUGCAGCACACAACUUCAUCAUCACCGCAAUCAUUGUCGCCAUCUUCGUCAACAAGAGGAGAAGGAAAAAAGCGUCAUCACAACCAYCAUCACAACAACAACUUCCAUGGCAUGCAAGAACUCUACUUGGGAGGCACAGGGAUGGAACUUACUGGUUGUCGGGCUGUCUCGAGACUAUUAGAGAAAACUUCAUAUCUUAAAGUGCUCUCUCUACCAAACUGUGAUAUUGGAGAUGAAGAAGUUUGCAUGUUCGCUCUUAGUAUAAAGGCGAACAAAGAUAAGCUUCCUUUGGAAUCUCUGCAACUUUCCUUUAACAACAUAACUCAUCAUGGGUUGGAGGCAAUGGCAAACGCAUUAUGGGGGUCGUCAACGCUGAGAGAACUAAAGGUGGACAAUAACAUGAUUGGCGAUCGAGGGGCACACCAAAUGGCUGCUAUUAUUCCCGCAAUGAAAGUUAUCGAGGUUUUGGAUGUAGGCUUUAAUUCGAUUACCACGCAAGGACUUACUGUUUUGAUGAAGUCUGUUGCUGAAUCCAAAAUGCUAUUGUCUCUAUCGUUGUCGGGGAAUGCCAUUGAUGCAACUGCUGCAAAGUCAGUCGCCUAUGCUCUUGCCUACAAUUGUUCACUACGAUCUUUGUUUCUAGUUCAUUGUUCGAUUGGUCACGAGGAACAGCGCCACAUUGCUGCCGGUAUUGUUUCAAACAGUCGAACAAAAUUGGAUCAAUUGAAUGGUUUUGAAAUUGGACGUGAGUGGCAUAAAACAUUUUGUUUAUUGAGUGUAUUUCACUCCUUAAAGUUUUCUGGCUUUGGCGUUUUGCAAGGAAAAUGUGUGUUUUACCGUGAUUUGUGUAGGUGUCUUACAACGAAACUUUGUUUUUCUCCUUCUUGUCAGCAAUCUUGUUGACUUUAGGAUUUCCUGAGCCUUUGAAAAAUUGGACCAACGAACAAGUGUUCAAGUUCAUCCAYCUCAUGUGGAAUAAGCAYGAYGAAAACAAAAAUUUUCAUUCCGAUCUUGAGCGCGAUCUUGAUCCCUUGAGUUUUCUUUCGGACCCUAUGAGUGGUGUAGAUGACUCUUGUUCCAACGACCAGGCAGGCCCGCUCGAGGCCUCUGUUGUUGUCGAAGUAGCGAGGAGAUACUUCGAUAGCUUAGUGGCAAAUGGAAUAGAUGUGACUUCAAGGCGGCCAUCAAAUUUGAAUCAUCCUUCAAUAGGCUCGCCCCUGGCAACAGACGCCAUCAUCAUCGAAUCAUCUCCCGAUAAUAGUCGUUCGCUKAAUCCAAGCAACGAUGAAGACAAAGGAUCGAUGCAGGUUAAAUCAUUUGUGGCACCUCCGGAAGCAAAAACCAAGAAAAAGCAAGAGAUGCAGGAUCCUGCCCGGAAGAAGAUAAUAGUGGAAUGGCUCUGUUCGAAUACACGGCCUUUGAAAGAAUUAGCAAAUGCUCCAUUCAAUUCUCACGAGCUGUGGAAGUUGCAUCAGUUUUAUUUUACUCCAGUCGUCAAAGAAAGCGGAGGAUCGUCGGGCCAACAAGAAGCGGAUUGCAAUUUGAUAAUAUCGAGCGUUCCAGAAGUUCACCGAAUGAAUAACAAUGGUUCAGCUAAUCUGCCUCCGACUCCAUCAGUCGAUGAUUGUCCAACAGUUCCUAUGAGUGAUCCUGCCCUCUCUGGCCCAGCCACGUCUUCGACGCUCUUGAAACGUAAAGUUUCAUAUCGGUGCCUUGGAGAUGCUAAUUCGAAUACAGAGCCUCAGCUUGUACGUAGCGGUACUUCCAAUAAUAUUUCCGUKGCAAAAAUCAUCGAGAACAGACACUCUGGACACUCUCUUGCACCGAAAUCUAAGAGAGCUCGUCGAAACAGAACACGAAUAUCUUUUUUGCCCAGAGUGAAGGCAAAGUUGGACUCUUGUCUUGACGCAGAUCACGAAAAAGCGUUGGUGACAAUGAGGCAGCUCUACUUUGUAGAACGAGCGAUACUUUCAGGUAAGAUAAGCCCAGCCGAAGUGGAUUCAUCACCUCGAACUCACCUCAGUGGCACGAUUGCUGCAGAGGCCGAAAUGAUCCUGGUGGAUCUCAUGUAAAUAAAGCAAUUGAUUARGAUGAAACACUUUUGUUCAAAUGAUAAUAUAUUGAAUUUCUUAAAAKAAUCUCCUAGCUAGAGUCCACGGAGCUUGCGGUUUUAUAUCUUCAAACGGGGGUGGRAUCCUACCACGAACUGUUCGUGAAAAUUGUCGAAGAGCCGAAAGCUGUGGUGUAUCAGGAGCAGCCGGUAUAACGCUGAURCCUGUCUUGGUGUUGAAAUCACUAGCUAAGGCACUGGCAGCCUGAAUUCCAGUCACAACUGAUUUCUCUGUACUCCAAGAUGCAUGUCCAGUUCGGUCAAUCCAGUCCCCGCAGAUAUACAUACCCUCACUCAACUUGACAUCGGGUGACCAGCUUGCAGAUCCGACACAAAAGUGGGAGACUGCAUCUCGUGCACGAACCACAGAUAAAUCAGCGACCGCGCUCUCAUGGAUAGGUGAUAUAUUCAGAGCCRCGGUGACGGCUUUUAGAGUUAUCCGUAYGACUUCUUCGUCUGCCAAAUUCGUGAGGGGAUCAGCACGGAAAAAGUCGAYCUCGAAUGCUGAAACGACAUCAUUGCUAUCUUGGAGUCGUUCCAAGUCAUAAAUACAAAAACCUGUCUCUGAGAGCUCAGGGAUUUCUCCUAUGGCUGCUCCGCAGACUACGACAGGUGAGUCCUUCAUGGCUUCCUUCAACAAAAUAGGUUCUCUUUCGAAGAACAAACGUACCGCCACACAGGUAACACCUCGGAAUUUCUCCCAGUUUUUGGUCUGUGGGAUCUUUGCUAGAGGUGGACAUGCGGGCAAUAGUCUCUUGAGAGAUGUACCUCCAAUGGCAAAAACAACACAAUCUGCAUCAAGUGUAUUGUCUUCAUCGUUGAGAGUUAUUCGAAACGUUGGGUUGGUAGCAAUCGCAUCGGUAUCGUUGUCUUCGAGAGCAACAAUGCCGGUCACCUUCGCUCCUCCACGAAGGCUAACAUUUCCUCGUUUUUGUAGCUUUUGACUCCAUGGGUCAAAAAUCUUUUCCGUGAUCGACCCGCGGCACCAUCGAACAUCGAAGGCACCCCUAGUUUGCAGUGCAAAUACAUGGAGACAAGAAAGUGCGGCAGCCGCCGAACAAUCGUACCCAGGAGUCAUUGGUAGAACGUGCAGUAGAGGUGAAACCAGUUCGUCGUAGAGCACAGGAGUUACCCCCGCAACCGACUURAACAGAUUUUCUGCCGAAAUUUUAUCGUAGCGUUCCCAAGAUUUCGCAUCUUCCUGUUCAAAAUCAGCCCACGCACCCAGUGCUCCAAUGCCACUGAGACGAUCCACUACCUUUAGCGGAUUGUCCCCCUCGAACUCUGACAACAAWGCUAGGUCCAAUGGAGGAGGUAGCAAUUCUGCCAAUUUACUGGUCACAAAAGACUCCGGAUCUGUUGGGAGGCUUCCUYCAAAAAUCGAAUUGUCCUUCUUUUCUCCCUCRUCCUUCUGCGUAUCGUAUCCAUCUCCAAGAACUGGGGAGAGAGCAACUUUCCCAGACUUUGAAACUAGAAUAGAAGGUGUGAAUGGAGUCAGGACGUCGUCUAGCUCUAAACCGAUUCUCUCGAUGGCAGCAAAUGUGUUCUUAUAUUCUCUCCAAAAGCCGUGCAGACCAGCCUCCACUGGCCUAUUCAACUUCGGCGUUCUCCAGCCCGCAGCAAGUCCUCCGGGACCACGGGGUGAGGCAUCUAAGAUUUCAACCUGAAAUGCCGGAGCAGAAGCUCCACCUUCCCCGUCCGAUUGCUGCUGAAUUUCCGACAGGGCAUCGGCUGCGCUAAAGCCAGCCCACCCACCACCGAUCACGACAACUUUUUUCGGUUUCGCAACCCCCAGUGCGUGUGUUUCAUACCGAGUGCAAAGUACCACAAAGAUGAACGACGACAGGCAACUCUUCAUCUUCCGGCCACUGAUUUAUUCGGUUCAG
Pseudo-nitzschia multistriata is the source of this 5105-nucleotide messenger RNA. Lineage: Eukaryota; Bacillariophyta; Bacillariophyceae; Bacillariales; Bacillariaceae. The record is from the annotation of a GenBank genome assembly.